AUGGAUGAUGCUGCUCGUCUUACAAUCAGUCCUGAAAGCGAGAAUGGAAAAACUGAGCUUCAAAAGAGUUAUUUUGAUGUAUUAGGUAUAUGUUGCUCCUCUGAAGUGCCACUGAUUCAGAGUAUUAUGAAGUCUCUGGAUGGAGUUCAAGAUGUUCAAGUCAUUGUGCCCACCAAAACUGUCAUUGUUCUCCAUGAUCCACUGGUUAUUUCUCAAUUGCAGAUUGUUGGAGCGUUGAAUAAGGCAAAGUUGGAAGCAAGUGUGAGAGAAGAGAGGGGAAGAAGCACAAAGAAAAGAUGGCCUAAUCCUUUUACAAUUGCUUCUGGUGUAUUGCUUUCGAUUUCGUUUCUCAAAUAUGUCUACCAUCCACUUCAAUGGCUUGCUCUUGGAGCUGUUGCUCUUGUUAUUUAUCCCAUUGCUUUGAGAGCGUUCACCGCUGUUCGCCACCUCACGUUUGGGAACAUCCACAUUCUAGUUCUAAUAACAGUUGUGGGAUCAAUUGCCCUCAAAGAUUACUUGGAAGCUGGUGCUAUUGUCUUCUUAUUUACUAUAGCUGAAUGGUUAGAAUCACUAGCAAGCGAAAAGGCAAAUGCUGCUAUGUCAUCAUUGGUCAACUUACUGCCGCAGAAAGCUGUUUUAGCCGAAACUGGCGAAGAGGUUGAUGUAAGCCAACUUGACAUAAAUACUGUGAUUUCUGUCAAGGAAGGUCAGAUAGUUCCUGUUGAUGGAGUUGUCGUUGAAGGUAACUGUGAAGUAGAUGAGAAAAGUUUGUCCGGGGAAUCAUUUCCGGUUUCCAAACAAAAUGGCUCCAUGGUUUGGGCUGGAACCAUAAAUGUAAAUGGGUACAUCACUAUGAGAACUACAACUCUGGCAGAAGAUUGUGUGCUUGCUAGGAUGACAAAGCUUGUAGAAGAAGCACAUGGGAAAAAAUCUCAGAUCCAAAGAUACAUAGACAAGUGCUCCAAGUAUUAUACACCAGCAAUUAUACUGAUAUCGGCUUUGUUGGCAAUAAUUCCUGCUGCACUAAAACGUCACAAUCAGAAAGAAUGGUUCCACAUAGCUUUAGUUCUUCUAGUGAGCGCUUGCCCAUGUGCGCUGAUCCUAUCUACUCCCAUUGCCAUGUUCUGUGCACUUACAAAGGCAGCCAAGCAUGGUGUUUUUUUCAAAGGGGCCGAUUGUCUUGAAACCCUUGCUAAAGUGAAAAUCAUGGCUUUUGACAAAACUGGAACAGUGACCAGAGCAGAAUUCGAGGUUAUCGAGUUCAGAUCGUUGUUGGAUGAAAUCAGCUUGAACACCUUGCUGUACUGGGUUUCUAGUAUUCAGAGCAAGUCAAGUCAUCCCAUUGCUGCUGCAUUGGUUGAAUUUGCACAAUCAAAAUCAGUUCAGCCAAAACCUGAUGAAGUCAAGAACUAUCAGAAUUUUCCUGGUGAAGGGAUUUAUGGUAGAAUUAGUGACAGAGAAAUUCACAUCGGAAACUGGAAGAUCUCUGCCAGAGCAGGAUGCAACUCAGCUCCAAAACUUGAAGGAGAUAUAUAUGAAGGGAAGUCUGUUGGCUAUGUAUUCUCGGGGUCAACUCCUGUAGGAAUAUUCUGUCUCGCUGAUAAUUGUCGAAUCGGAGCAAAGGAAGCAUUAAAGGAGUUACAAUCAAUGGGCAUCAAAACCGCUAUGCUUACAGGAGAUUGCUCUGCAGCAGCUAAACACGCAGAGGAUCAGCAGUUAGGAGGUGCUCUGGAGGUUGUCCAUGCAGAUCUCUUGCCGGAAGACAAGGCUACGUAUAUUAAAGAUUUCCAGAAGGUAUCCAGGACAGCCAUGAUUGGUGAUGGUAUCAAUGAUGCUCUUGCAUUAGCUACAGCUGAUAUUGGCAUCUCAAUGGGGAUUUCUGGAUCUGCACUAGCAACAGAAACUGGUGAUGUGAUUCUGAUGACAAAUGACAUUCAAAGGGUACCAAAAGUAGCACGCCUAGCAAGAAGAGUAAUAAGGAAAAUACUUGAAAAUAUGAUCGUUUCAGUUGCUGCCAAAGGUUCAGUGAUAGCUUUGGCUAUAGCAGGUCAUCCAGUUGUUUGGGCUGCAGUGUUAGCUGAUGUUGGUACAUGCUUGCUUGUGAUCUUAAACAGCAUGCUUCUUCUAAGAGAUAGGGAAAAAGGUCCAAUGGACUACUGCAAGUCUGCUGCUUUAUCACAUGCCCGAGAAGACAUGAAACGUUCAGGAAGUGACUCUAGGCAGAGUAAGAAGCCUUGCUGUGGUGAGAUAGGCUCGCAAGAUAGCCAUGAAGCGCUGAUAUGCUCCGUCAAAAAUAGUAAUCAGAUAGACCCUUCCUGUGCAUCGAGUUCAAACUCACUUGCUGAUUGUGAAAGAUUGUGCUCCAAUGAGAAGCAAAGUUGCUGCCAAAAUGGUAAAGAAAGUCGAAAUGUAAAUUGCUCAAAUUCGGCUGGAAUAGUCAGAUGUUGCAACUCAACCAAUAAUCCUGGGGAUAGUGCACCGCUUGCUGAUGAAUUUGGCGAUAACCAAGUAUUAGGCUCCAAUGGCAAGGAAAGAUGCUGUGGAAAUCAAUUCAGUGAUAAUCAAGUAUUAGACUCCAAUGAUAAGAAAGGCUGCUGCGGAAACCAAAAGCGAAGUCAACUGGCAAAAUGUUCCAAUUCGGCUGGAGUAGUCAAAUGCUGCAACUCAAUCAAAACGCCUGGGGAUGGUACAUCACUCGCCAGAGAAUUUGGCGAUAAUCAAGUACAAGACGCCAAUGGUAAGAAAAGCUGCUGCGGAAAUGGAAAGCAAAGCCAAACAGCAAAAUGUUCCAAUCUAGGAGAAGGCGAAUAUUCAAUCUCAAUCAAGAAUCACGCGAACUCUAUCAAUAUCCCGGGCGAUGAUGUAUCGCAUGCAAACAAAUGCGGAGAUAACCAAAGAUCAGGCAACCUUAACAGGCAGGCCUGCUGUGGAAGUGCAAAACAAAGCCAAAAGGAUAGGUGCUGCAAUUCUGAACAAUUCUGUGGCUCAAACUCAAUCAAAGGGACUGCUGCUAGCGCCACACUUGCCAAAGGAUUUCCUAACAAGAAUUCUGGACACAGUACAUUAAAUGUGAAUCGGCCAUGUUGUUCUAAAGGGAACCCUCAAAAGCUUGAAAAUGUGCAGAUAUGUUCUUCCAGAACUAUUGCUCCAGCAUGUCAUCAAUCAGUUGGAUCUUGUGACGACAUCGUAAGGGAAUGCUGCAGCAAAAAAGGACAUUGUGGUGUUAUCUCCAUUACUUUUAUUGUUCCGGUAAGAUCAGGGGAUUUGGAGGCGCUUUUAGCACUGAAAGCAUCUGUUGACCCAUUGAAUAAGCUCAGUUGGGGUGUUGGAAAUGGUAAUGGAAAUGUUUGUGAUUGGGAAGGUGUGAGGGAAUGUAAAAAUGGAAGGGUCACAAAGCUGGUGGUGGAGAGAUUUGGUCUGAUUGGGGAACUGGAUCAAAACAGUUUAAACCAAUUAGAUCAGCUUAGAGUUUUGAGUUUCAAAGAGAAUUCCAUUUCCGGUCAAAUCCCCUCCCUUUCCGGCUUAGUCAAUCUCAAAUCUCUAUACCUCAACGACAACAACUUUUCCGGCGACAUUCCCUCCACAAUAUCUCGCCUCCACCGCUUAAAAGUGGUGGUACUCGCCAACAACCACAUUUCCGGCCACAUUCCCGAUUCCCUCUUAAAACUUCCCAGGCUUUACGAGCUCUAUUUGCAAAACAAUUCGUUGACCGGCGAAAUCCCUCCGUUUCGACAAUCCGGUUUGAGGUUCUUCAAUGUGUCCAACAAUCAACUCUCGGGUUCGAUUCCGUCUACCCCUGUCUUGGCUCGUUUCAACGAGUCCUCAUUUUCCAACAAUGUCGAUUUAUGCGGCGACAAAAUUGAUAAACCCUGUAAAAAUCCCACCGAUUCCCUUGGCCCAUCGAUUAGCCCUUCAUACCCAAUACUUCCCGAAAAUCAAAACCACCACAAGAGGACCAAGAAGCUGAUAAUAAUACUUGUCCCCACCAUCGUCGGGGGCUUGAUUUUGGCGGCCGCGGCGGCAAUGGCUUUCGUUUUCUGCAUCAGGCGGAGUAGGGAUAGUACAAGAGAGUCCAGAACCACCAAGUCGGCGGAGGCGAGAAGAGGGGGAGGAUCGGAAGCGGGAGCCACAAGUGGGUCGGGCGGAGAAGGGAAAUCAGGCAGCGGCGGCGGGGGAUUUUCGUGGGAGGAAGGCGGAUCAAGAGCUGCUGGUGGUUCCAAACCCCUUCACUGGACAUCAUGCCUAAAGAUAGCAGAGGACUUGGCCACUGGAUUGCUAUACAUUCAUCAGAAUCCUGGCUUAGUGCAUGGGAAUUUGAAAUCAUCCAACGUGCUAUUAGGCUCCGAUUUUGAGUCUUGUCUCACUGAUUACAGCCUCACUUCAUUUAGGAACCCGGAUUCACUCGAAGAAUCCAGCGCGUCGUCUCUCUUUUAUAGGGCUCCAGAAUGCCGUGACACUCGGAGGCCGCCCACUCAACAAGCUGAUGUGUACAGCUUUGGUGUUCUUCUUCUGGAGCUCUUGACCGGAAAGACUCCUUUCCAAGAUCUUGUUCAAGAGCAUGGUUCAGAUAUCCCGAAAUGGGUAAAAUCAGUACGCGAAGAAGAGACUGAAUCGGGUGAUGAACCGGCUUCUAGCAAUGAGGCGUCCGAGGAGAAACUUGCAGCUCUGUUGAGCAUUGCUAUGGCUUGUGUCUCCCUUGCGCCCGAUAACAGACCGACAAUGAGAGAUGUUUUGAGAAUGAUAAGGGAGGCAAGAGCCGAGGCACAAAUUUCUUCAAACAGUAGCGACCAUUCGCCCGGAAGAUGGUCCGACACUGUUCAAAGCUUGCCAAGAGACGAACAUUUGAGCAUCUGA
Molecule: messenger RNA, 4854 nt
Organism: Oldenlandia corymbosa var. corymbosa
Lineage: Eukaryota; Viridiplantae; Streptophyta; Magnoliopsida; Gentianales; Rubiaceae
Source: the annotation of a GenBank genome assembly